Oncorhynchus tshawytscha (Chinook salmon) is the source of this 5339-nucleotide messenger RNA. RefSeq names its product serine/arginine repetitive matrix protein 2-like. The record is from RefSeq and is a predicted model, not a curated record. NCBI's taxonomy places the organism in Eukaryota, Metazoa, Chordata, Actinopteri, Salmoniformes, Salmonidae. The transcript has a single exon. The coding region runs from base 139 to 4644 and encodes 1501 amino acids.
UUUCUCUCUCUAUCUCUGUCUCUGUCUCAGCUCCAGCAGCCAAGUGAUCAGGAGGUGGAGGACUUCCUCAACCAGCAGGAAUCCUUGUCCUCUGACACCACUCGCAGCAGUUCUGCCAGUAGCCUCUUUCUCAAGGCCAUGGACGGCCGCCCACACAAUCGCAAGAGCUCGUAUGCCCGCUCCCAAACAGGCUCAACCAGUGCCCCCAGUCCAGCCUCAGCCAAAUCGCCCAACGGCAGCCGUGGCAGACAGAAGCAGGAUGACCAGACUCUCUCUCUGGAGCUCAAGAACCUGGAUCUCCCUUCCAACAUCGCUGUGUGUCGUCGCUCUUCAGUACGCAGGGGCUCAUCCAGCAGCAUCAAUCCCCCAGACCCCAGCCCAGUCCCCGGCCCAGCCCCGGCCAACCCAGCAAACGACGAUGACCAGUCUCUCUCUCGCCAGGGCAGCCAGAAGCCUGAUGACCAGCCUCUUUCUCGCCAGGGCAGCCAGAAGCAGGAAGACCAGCCUCUCUUUGUGGAGCUGGACAGCACUGUGUGCCACCGCUCCUCAGCCAUCGAGUUCCUCUUAGCCCCCAUCAUUCAGUACCUGAGCCCUGAGCAACUGUCAGAUGAGACUGUUAUACCUGAGGUGGAGACCACCAAUUUCCAUCCAGACACAAGAGAUGAGAGCCUACCCAGACACCAGAGCCUGUCUGCCCAUUCCCAAAGAAGCUCAUCAAGUGCUGGCAACCCGGAUGACCAGUCUCUCUCUCGCCAGGGCAGCCAGAAGCAAGACGACCAACCUCUCUCUCUGGAGCUGGACCCCCUGGAGCUCCCUUCUACAAGCACUGUGCGUCGCCCCUCCUCGGCUGCCGAGGUCCUCCUAGGUUCCAUCCUCCAGUACCUGAGCUCUGAGCCACCCUCAGACGAGUCCAUUAUACCCGAGGUGGAGACCACUGAGAACCACACAGAAACCAGAGACGAGAGCCCACCCAGGCACAAGAGCCUAUCUGCCCACUCCCGCAAAAGCUCAUCAAGUGCUGGCAACUCGGACAACCAACCCCUCUCUUGCCGGGGCAACCAAAAGCCAGAUAACCAGCCUCUCUCUCUGGAGCUGGACCCCCUAGAGCUUCCUUCUACCAGCACCGUGCGUCGUCCCUCCUCGGCUGCCGAGGUCCUCCUAGGAUCCGUCCUCCAGUACAUUAGCUCUGAGCCAUCCUCAGACGAGCCUGUUGUACCCAAGGUGGAGACCACCGAGAACCACAUUAAAGCCAGAGACGAGAGCCUACCCAGACACAAGAGCCUGUCUUCCAGCUCCCACUGGAGCUUGUCCAGUGCUGUUGCACGCGUGCUGGAGACCGCUGAGGACCUGAGCCCUGAGCAAGGCUCAGACGAGGCCAUUAUACUUGAGGUGGAGGGCAUUGAGUACUACUCAGACACAAGAGACAUGAGCCCACCCAGACGCAAGAGCCUGUCUACCCGGUCCCGUCGGAGCUCGUCCAGUGCUGUUGCACCCGAGGUGGAGACAUCUGAGGGCCUGAGACCUGAGGAAGUCUCAGGUGAGGUCAAUGCACUUGAGGUGGAGAGCACUGAGUACUACUCAGAUGCAAGAGACGUGAGCCCAUCCAGACGCAAGAGCCUGUCUGCUGGCUCCAACAGAAGCUCAUCAAGUGCUGGUAACCUGGGUUACCAGUCUUUCUCUCGCCGGGGAAGCCAGAAGCCAUUCAACCAACCUCUCUCUCUGGAGCUCGACCCCCUAGAGCUUCCUUCUACCAGCACCGUGCAUCGCCCCUCCUCGGCUGCCGAGGUCCUACUAGGUUCCAUCCUCCAGUACCUGAGCCCUGAGCAACUGUCAGAUGAGACUGUUAUACCUGAGGUGGAGACCACCAAUUUCCAUCCAGACACAAGAGACGAGAGCCUACCCAGACACCAGAGCCUGUCUGCCCGCUCCAAAAGAAGCUCAUCAAGUGCUGGCAACCCGGAUGACCAGUCUCUCUCUCGCCGGGGCAGCCAGAAGCAAGACGACCAACCUCUCUUUCUGGAGCUGGACCCCCUGGAGCUCCCUUCUACAAGCACCGUGCGUCGCCCCUCCUCGGCUGCCGAGGUCCUCCUAGGUUCCAUCCUCCAGUACCUGAGCUCUGAGCCAUCCUCAAACGAGUCCAUUAUACCCGAGGUGGAGACCACCGAGAACCACACAGAAAUCAGAGACGAGAGCCCACCCAGACACAAGAGCCUAUCUACCCACUCCCGCAAAAGCUUAUCAAGUGCUGGCAACUCGGAUGACCAGCUCCUCUCUCGCCGUGGCAGCCAGAAGCCUGACGACCAACCCCUCUCUCGCCGGGGCAACCAAAAGCCAGAUAACCAGCCUCUCUCUCUGGAGCUGGACCCCCUAGAGCUUCCUUCUACCAGCACCGUGCGUCGCUCCUCCUCGGCUGCCGAGGUCCUCCUAGGUUCCGUCCUCCAGUACAUUAACUCUGAGCCAUCCUCAGACGAGCCCUUUGUACCCAAGGUGGAGACCACCGAGAACCACAUAAAAGCCAGAGUCGAUAGCCUACCCAGACUCAACGGCCUGUCUUCCAGCUCCCACUUGAGCUUGUCCAGUGCCGUUGCACCCGUGGUGGAGAUCACUGAGGACCUGAGCCCUGAGCAAGGCUCAGAUGAGGCCGUUGCACUUGAGGUUGAGAGCAUUGAGUACUACUCAGACACAAGAGACAUGAGCCCACCAAGAUGCAAGAGCCUGUCUGCCCGGUCCCGUUGGAGCUCGUCCAGUGUGGUUGCAACCGAGGUGGAGAGCACUGAGUACUACUCAGACGCAAGAGACGAGAGCCCAUCCAGACGGAAGAGCCUGUCUGCCCACUCCCGCAGAAGCUCAUCAAAUGCUGGCAACCCGGAUGACCAGCCUCUCUCUAACCGGGGCAGCCAGAAGCCAGAUGACCAGCCUCUUUCUCGCUGGGGCAGCCAGAAGCCAGACGACCAACCUCUCUCUCUGGAGCUGGACCCCCUAGAGCUUCCUUCUACCAGCACCGUGCGUCGCCCCUCCUCGGCUGCCGAGGUCCUCCUAGGUUCCAUCCUCCAGUACAUUAGCUCUGAGCCACCCUUAGAGGAGCCUUUUGUACCCGAGGUGGACAACACCGAGAACACAGAAGUCAGAGACGAGAGCCCACCCAGAUGCAAGAGCCUGUCUGUCCGCUCUCGCAGAAGCUCAUCAAGUGCUGGCAACUCAUCAAAUGUCUGCCAGGGCAGCCAGAUGAGGAAUGACCAGCCUCUCUCUGUGGAGUUCGACAUCCUGGACAUCUCUUCUACCAGUGCUUUGCGCCGCCGAUCCUUGGCUCCCGAGGUCAUCCUUGGCCCCAUCCUCCAGUACCUGAGCUCUGAGCCACCCUCAGACGAGACCAUUAUACCCAAGGUGGAGACCACCGAGAACCAAACAGAAGCCAGAGACGAGAGCCCACCAAGACACAAGAGCCUGUUUGCUCGCUCCCGCUGGAGCUCGUACUGUGCCUCUGCACCCGAGGUGGAGACCACUGAGGACCAGAGUCCUGAGAAAGUCUCAGAUGAGGCCGUUGCACUCGAGGGGGAGAGCACUGAGUACUACUCAGAUGCAAGAGACGUGAGCCCAUCCAGAAGCAACAGCCUGUCUGCUGGCUCCCACAGAAGCUCAUCAAGUGCUGGUAAUCUGGAUGUCCAGCCCCUCUCUCGCCGGGGCAGCCAGAUGCCAGACGACCAACCUCUCUCUCGCCGGGGCAGCCAGAAGCCAGAUGACCAGCCUCUCUCUCGCUGGGGCAGCCAGAAGCCAGACGACCAGCCUCUCUCUCUGGAGCUGGACCCCCUAGAGCUUCCUUCUACCAGCACCGUGCGUCGCCCCUCCUCGGCUGCCGAGGUCCUCCUAGGUUCCAUCCUCCAGUACAUUAGCUCUGAGCCACCCUUAGAGGAGCCUGUUGUACCCGAGGUGGACAACACCGAGAACACAGAAGUCAGAGACGAGAGCCCACCCAGAUGCAAGAGCCUGUCUGUCCACUCUCGCAGAAGCUCAUCAAGUGCUGGCAACCCAUCCAACGUCCACCAGGGCAGCCAGAUGAGGAAUGACCAGCCUCUCUCUGUGGAGUUCGACAUCCUGGACAUCUCUUCUACCAGUGCUUUGCGUCGCCGAUCCUUGGCUGCCGAGGUCCUCCUUGGCCCCAUCCUCCAGUACCUGAGCUCUGAACCAUCCUCAGACGAGACCGUAAUACCCGAGGUGGAGACCACAGAGAAGAAUGCACAGUUGAGAGAUGAGAGCCCACCCAGACGCCAGAGCUUGUCUCCCCGCUCCCGCAGGAGCUCGUCCAGUGCUGUUGUGCCUGAGGUGGAGACCACUGAGUAUUGCUCUGACAAAGGAGACGGCAGUCCACUCAGACGCAGAAGCCUGUCAAUCCGCUCCCGCAGGAGCUCAUCCAGUGGAGGCAACGCCCCAUCCCCCCGGCUAACACCGGACAACACACACAAUGGCCUCCAGGGCAGCCAGAUGCAGGACAACCUGGAUGAGUUGGACACCAGCGCUGUGCGUCGGCGCUCCUGGGCUGUCGAGGUCCUCCUAGACCCCAUUCUGCAGUACCUGAACCCUGGGCACUCAGAAAAGGCCGAUAUAGAAGAGUCCGAAAUACCCGCGGUGGAGGCCACAGAGCACUAAGAAGUCACCAGUGUCCUAGAAACGGCCCCCUUUGAAGGCCUAGGUGUAAGACUUAUUAGUUGAUUUUAGUUUGUGGGUACACAUAGGAGGACCAUAGUUCAGCAGACAUAAUCUGUGAUUAAUCCAUUGUAAUACAAAAUGUGUCAAUGUUUGUGACUGAAAGAUUCAGGCGCUCUACUUCAUGUACAGACGCCAACCCAAAUUUGUUUUGGUUUCCUAACUGAGCAUCAUGUGACAUUAUACACCUUGUAUCCCAUUAUAUAUUAGACCUAACUAUUCUUAUAUGACGUGCUAACCUGAUGUCGCAUUCUGUUUUCUCUUUCCCAAAGUAGCCGUGAGAAACAAAGCUUGUCAUGAUUAAAGGUGAAGUCUUGAUUGAUUGGCCUAAAUAUGGAUAAUGGAAGGAAAUUGAAUGUGUUGAGGAAUGAGCAUCGAAUAGACAGUAGAAAAUGUCUUUAUUAUAAUGUCAUAACAUUUAAUAUUUCAGAACAUGUAACACAUGACACCUUUAGAUUGUCCUACAGAAUACAUCAACAUAACAUUGGUUGUAUUCAAGAAAUAAAUAACAUUUGUAUUGCUGAUGUGAAAUGUAUUGAGGUUAUGAAGAGUGAAAUAAAGUGCCCUUUCCCCAUCUACAGUACAGUACUCAGCUCAUACAUGUACUUUCCAAGAUUAACCCAUUCCGGUUUCAUGCA